Magallana angulata is the source of this 1142-nucleotide messenger RNA. RefSeq lists its product as uncharacterized. Bases 152 to 1141 code for a protein of 329 amino acids. The record is from RefSeq and is a predicted model, not a curated record. The transcript is spliced from 6 exons. Lineage: Eukaryota; Metazoa; Mollusca; Bivalvia; Ostreida; Ostreidae.
UUAAGAUUGUAAAAACCAAGUGAAACAACACAUGGAAAAUAAAGUAUUUUUCAUGUGAGUUGUGAUAUGGUCCAUUAAAGAUUUAUUUUACUUUCUGUCGGCAAAACUUUAGAUUAAAAAAACAUUUGAGACUGUGAGGUUUAGAAGAAUAAUGAGUUUUAGUGCAUUCAUGACGAAAGCAACAACGGAAGUGCAGCAAAUUACUUUGGUCACGUUCAUUUUUAUUUUACACCAAGGACUAGUAGGGUCUGAGUACAUUGUGAAUGUAGCGUCUCAAUCCACAUGGUUAAAUCGUGGGGACAAGUAUGUGGCGUACUGCAAUAUCCCUGGCCAAGAUCCCCUCGACAUUAUCCAGAACUUGAAAGUCAGGUGGUUCCACAACGGUCGGGCCCUGACCAGUCUGUGUGAGUUCCUGUCAUCUGAACUCGCCCAGAGGUAUUCCUGCAGAGUUCUGUCACCACAGCAGAACAACAUCAGCCUUAAACUCACUGUAUCAAAUGUUCAGAAAGCAGAUGCAGGGAAUCUAACCUGUGAUGUGUAUGAGAAGAUCAAGGAGAAUAACAAUUGGGUCAGGGAUAAAUUGGUCGCCAUAAAGUCACUGCCUAUACAAGUCAGAGAGCCAAUCAAAAGUAUGAUGUUCAGGUUUGGCGCCAACAAAGACGAAUAUCUCACCCGAGACAACAAUGAGGCCAUUCACCAAAUGGAGGUCUUAUCUGGCAAGUACGCCCCCUCUUGUGAGGCGAUGGGUGGCAUGCCAAAAGCCAAUAUCCAGAUCAUGAUGGGCGACCAGAUGAUGCAGGGGAAGAUCAUGGACAUAGAAAACAAGAUGGGCACGAAAUUUGUAGCCGAUGCGACAGAUUUCAGAGGCAACAGCCAAAUUAAUGUAACGUGUACUGCAGAAGUUGAAGGACUACCCAACUCAGAAAUGCAACUAACCUAUCGAGUAGUAGUCAGACAAAGAGAUCCUAAAUUCAGGUGUACCAAUACAUCUGCUGCUGUUAACAACAAACGACACAAUAUUACAUGUGAAGUGUAUGAUCUUGAGGGUAUUUCUUGUAACAACAUCUUGUGGAAGCGAGGAGACACUGGUGAAGAUUAUAUUCCAGACAGCUAUUUCAAUUUCAAUCCGGUGUCAACCUGAA